AUGCCCAAGAUAUUCCAUGUCAACUGGUUCCGCAAAGACUCUCAGGGUAAAUUCCUAUGGCCCGGUUUCGGCGAGAACUGUCGCGUGCUAGAGUGGGUGCUCCGACGUUGCGACGAAGAGCCAUGUCAUAUGGAGACUCCCUUAGGGUUCGUGCCUAAGCCUGGCGAGCUUAACAUCGACAACCUUGGCGAUAUCAACAUGAAAGAGCUGUUCAGCAUCCCUAAAGACUUCUGGUUGCAAGAGGCGGAUGCAGUUGAAAAAUACUUCAAGGAAGAAGUUGGAGAGGACUUACCGAACGAAAUGUGGGAAGAAUUGAACACACUGAGAACGAACAUACAAAACUCAUAG
This is a messenger RNA of Parnassius apollo (apollo), 348 nucleotides long. The record is from the annotation of a GenBank genome assembly. Lineage: Eukaryota; Metazoa; Arthropoda; Insecta; Lepidoptera; Papilionidae.